This is a messenger RNA of Contarinia nasturtii (swede midge), 2019 nucleotides long. RefSeq lists its product as uncharacterized. The coding region runs from base 22 to 1902 and encodes 626 amino acids. Lineage: Eukaryota; Metazoa; Arthropoda; Insecta; Diptera; Cecidomyiidae. The transcript is spliced from 8 exons. The record is from RefSeq and is a predicted model, not a curated record.
AUCAAUUUGCGUGAGUGUCAAAUGAAUGCAACAGUGGGCAAACAAAGAAUAAAAAUAAAAAUGAUCACGUCAUUUCUUUUCGACCGAAAUAAAAUUGUUUCGCAUCUAAUUUUGGUGAGUCUAUUCUUAACAAUCGUCACUUCCGAAUACGUUUCACGUGAAGUGAUUUUAGCACCAGCGGUUCUUCCAAGUGGAAUUGAUGCUGUUGUCGGCGAGGACGUUAUGUUUAAAGUAGUAAAGCCAGUGGCUCAACAAAAUCAGUGCUAUUAUCAGCGAGUUGGUGGCGUUAAGGUUGAUGUAAAAAAGGAGAGUUCAGGUAGAAUCGUUGCAAUGGACGGAGAAGUGUGUGGGUUGCGUAUUAAAAAAGUUCAAAUCGAAGACCAUGGUCUAUGGAGAUUGACAUCGGAAUAUAAUGAUGGAGAAAAAAUGGUUGACGUUGCUAGGGGAAUUACGUUUAUAAAUGUUCGAAAUGAUGUUCCAAAUUCACCAAAUCAAGAUAUUGAUUCUACAGACGUUGAUAUUUCACCCGAGCAAACAACUUAUUGCUAUGUACUCCGACCGGGUGAAACAAAAACAGCAUUUCCGCAAUAUCAAAGUUGUGAAUUUCCAAAACUCAAUGACGAACUUGAAGGAAAUGGCAUUUGGAAUGUGGUGGCUGGUGUCAGAGGAAAAACACAAGAAAUAUCAUAUAAAAUAAACGUUCAAAAGAAAGUUGAAUCGCUUGAAAUUUUUGUCGAUCAAAAUACCGCAACUACAUUGAAUAUGAAAUGUAAAUUAAUGAACAAUCGCAGAAAAAUGAUGAAAUUUUGUCGAUUCUUACAAAUAAACGAUGAUGUUGGUUAUAAUUUGGAUGAAGGAAGAGGCGACGGACGAAUCAAGUAUUAUGGAAAUGGUUUUCAAAGCAGUGAAUGCGGCGUUUCCAUUGACAACCCCGGCGACAGUGAUAAAUCAGCUUGGAAAUGUUUCAUUGGUGUUGAAGAUGAUGGUGAAAUAAAGACAUUCGGUGCCAUUAUCGAUCCACAAACUAAAGCUCAAGCUACAAUUGAUAGCAGCGAUGUGUAUGGCUUGGAAAAUACCGAAAUAAAUAUUUUAUGUAAACGAUAUGCUCCAACUGAUUACUGUUGGUUUCGCGACCCAUCAGGUCAAAAAAUCUUAUUAUCCGACCUAAAAGCACCACAAUCAACUGACAAGUACAGAUACUAUGGAACCGGUAUCAAAAUGGGUGAAUGUGGUUUAACAAUUUUGAAUGCUAUUCACUCACAGACUGGUCGAUGGUCGUGCCAUAUGGGCUCGACCCAGAUAGCCGGAACUGAUCAAUUUUCGGAAAUCAGUGUCCGUGUAGCAGAAUCACCAUUUGUUUCGACAAACUUAUUCCAAGAUGCACAACAGGAUAGUCCAUUGUCUGUUGAGUGUCGCAGUAUACCCGAGCAUGUACCAGUAGAUUAUUGUCGAUUCGUUUUGCCCGAUGGUACGGGUUUUAGUAUAAAUGAGCAAGUAACUGCCAGCAAUCUUUAUAUGAAUAAUUACUACUUCAACCCAAAUCGAAAGAUGAAAUCUGGCUAUUGUUCGAUAAUUGUAAAGGAUGUAGAUCGUUUGAAACACCAAGGGCAGUGGCAGUGCGUUGCCCGUCUUACCGGCUAUUUGGAGGAAAGUUCCGACGAAUUUCGUGUCACCGUUUUCGAUUCGGAUAAUACGUUAGUUGCCGGUCUCACCGGAAUGAUUAUUGCAAUUAUUUUCGUAAUUUUCGGUGGUGCAUUCAUCAUUCGCCGAUAUCAUCGCCAAUCACAUGACACGCGUAGUGUAACGGAUUCAAUUAAUAUCAACGAACCUGACAAUAUUUCACUAAGAACUAUUCACUCGAAUAAUACUCAAUCCGAUAACUUGAGUUCUAAUUCCGCGUAGAAAUUGAUGGAAUUUUAACAGACAAAAAAGGAAUUUCUUUGUUUUUUUUUACUUUAUUUUUUGCUUAAAUUCAAAUUUUUAUAUUACAAAAAAAGGUAAAUAAAAUAUUUCUGUGCU